AUGGAGAAUCCUCGCGGUCUAACUACACCACCCAAAUCACGCGGUUCGGACGGACCAAGCGAACCAGCGGAACCAAACGAACCAAACGAACAUGAGUCUGAAAUACUUCAAGCAGACGCGUCCAAACCAGAUGAUGAGCUUGAUGGAGCAGUUGCUGAAACUGGAGCGGACGACACAGGAGCAAACGACGCAGAAGCGAAUGACUCUGAUUCAUCACUUGAGGACCCUGACAUUCGAUCUCGACGACCUGACAUCCAUAAUGGAGGCGUAUCCAAUUCUGCAUACAACCCAUACGUACAUUCCGGCGAAAUUGUGAGAACCGCACGUCACGGACCAGACGGACGUCCCAUGUUCGUGUGGGUAACCCGGCUAUAUGAGCGCAGAAGCAUGAUAUACUAUCCCCGAAGCCUCUUUACGGGAAGACGUGGAGUGAAGAGGGGGGUGGUCACCGAACAGGUUUCUAACACUAUAAUGGUACACGGCGGCUUUUUCAGCAAGACCCUCAGAACCAAGACACAGCCUUACUAUGACGAGAGGGAAAUCUAUUUCGUUCAAGAGCGAACAAUGUGCUCGUACUGGAGACGGAAUCGUGUUAGAACUACUCCCCCUCCUGAUGUGGUUCGUAAAGUCAAAAUACCAGCCCUGCCAAUGUGA
Molecule: messenger RNA, 654 nt
Organism: Trichoderma harzianum CBS 226.95
Lineage: Eukaryota; Fungi; Ascomycota; Sordariomycetes; Hypocreales; Hypocreaceae
Exons: 2
Coding region: 1-654 (217 amino acids)
Source: RefSeq, a predicted model, not a curated record